GCUUCCACAGGAAGUCUGAGAUAUUUGGCUGAUUGGUUGUCCCAGUCAUGGCGGUUUCCUGUGGCAAGGAGUCCCAGGGGGCACCUGGUUCUUCCCUGAUUUUGCAGGCCUGUGCUACAUGCCACCCGAAAGAGUAGGAAGGAGGAAACAAGAUGAGGCUGUCCAGCCGGGGGCAAUAUUGCCAGGUGAGCCCAGAGGCUGGCACAGCCGGUUCUUUGGGAGAAGACAGAGCCAGCCAUGAGGAAGUUGUGGCUUUGCCCCUUGGCAGGCGAAGCUGUGCUGUGAAAAUAUUUGCUAAGGAAGAGCAAAAACCCCACCCAGAAAGAAGGGCAGAGAGGAAGAGCAGCUGCCUUCGAAAAGAGUUGCGCAGGGGCGCAGGCAAAGCCUCUCCUGUAGGAUCCGGGCGGCUGGAAAGGGAGAGACGGCUGCGCUGGACGGACAGCAAUGGCCUCCCUUUGCUAGGAGAACAGGAAAGCAUUGGCAGCAGCACCGUGUUCUGCCCCAGGAUCCUGAGGAGACGUUGCCUUCUCCAGAGGACUUUUGGUGUGCCUUCAUGGCUCCUGCCCUGGCCAUGGUCAUGGUUGCCUUCCUCCUGCCCUGCUCCGUCUCUGGCUGCCCAGAGGUCUGCACCUGCUCCGACAGGGAGGUCAACUGCAUAGAGCACCAGCUACGCUUUGUGCCGGACAACCUGCCUCCCAACGCCACCACCAUCCUGCUGGACUACAACCGUAUCACCGCCCUCCGGAACAGGAGCUUUGUGGCCCAGAAUACCCUGUCCCGCCUGAGCCUCCGCAGCAACCAGUUGGUGAGCAUCCACCGCCAGGCCCUGGCCGGCCUCAGCCAGCUGCAGGAGCUGGACCUGAGUGGGAACUACUUGAGUCUCCUGUUGCCGGAGAUUUUCUUGCCGGUGCCUAGCUUGAUGGCGCUCAACCUGGACAAUAACCGGCUCCUGAAGCUGGAGGCAGAGCUGGUGGGCGCCAUACCGCGGCUCCAGAGCCUUUCGCUGCAGGGCAACGCUUUGACUUCUAUCGAGUCAGGCUUCUUUGAGAACGUGCCCCUGCUCCGCUCCCUGAAGCUGGCCGGAAACCCCUGGGCCUGCUCCUGUGCCAUCCAUCCUCUCUUCCAGUGGCUGACGGACAACAUUGACAAGGUCCCAGAGGUGAGUGCCGUCUCUUGCAAGCGCCCAGCGUUCCUUUCCCACAGGCCCAUCGUCUCCCUCGGGAACGGCUCCUUCGCCCACUGCCAGGAUUCCUGGCUGAACCCCCAGGACUACGCCUUCUUCCUGCUCAUCGGACCCUCCACCUUCCUCACCAGCAUCUGCGCCUGCAUCCUGGCUGGCUCGCUGGCUGUCGCCCGCCGGAGGAUGAUGGCAAUGAUGGCAGUGGUGCACAGGAGGGCAGGGACCCUGGCCAGGCGGGCAGAGCAUCGCCAACGCUGAGGCUGCUGUGGGAGGACACGGCCUUUCUGUUCAUCCUGUGAGGUGGGCCAGGUUGCCUCUUGGCUGUUGUUUUGCCUGAAAUGCUGAUAGCAGAAGGACUCACCAAGAGUCCUGAGCAAUAGAGGAGAGGCUGGGUGGGUGGGCCAGCUUCUCCUCUAUUCCUUGCUGAGGGUUACGAAGUAAACAAAGGUUGUGUCUGUUAAGUCACAGUAAUAUUGUUCAUAUAAUAUUAAGGACACCACAAACAUUUCUCAUAUCAGAGACUUCCUUCAUUUCUACUUACCAACCUUCUCCUCAUAUGCAAAAAAGAAAAAGAAGACAACUACUUGCAACAUACUGUGCAACUAUUGGUAUAACAAGUUGCAAAAGAGUGAAUUGAACUCUUAACUAUUUUGUUACUUAUGCAUAUAUGAGUAAAAGCUUAACCCUGCACUAUAUGCUUUAAGCAGCAGAGUGAAUUAAACUCAAACUGUUUUGCUGAAUUGAACUCUAACUAUUGUGUUACUUAUGCAUAUACAGUAGAGUCUCACUUAUCCAACGUUCUGGAUUAUCCAACGCAUUUUUGUAGUCAAUGUUUUCAAUACAUCAUGAUAUUUUGGUGCUAAAUUCGUAAAUACAGUAAUUACUAUGUAGAAUUACUGCAUAUUGAACUACUUUUUCUGUCAAAUUUGUUGUGUAACAUGAUGUUUUGGUGCUUAAUUUGUAAAAUCAUAACCUCAUUUGAUGUUUAAUAGGCUUCUCCUUAAUCUCUCCUCAUUAUCCAACAUAUUCACUUAUCCAACGUUCUGCCGGCCCGUUUAUGUUGGAUAAGUGAGACUCUACUGUACUUGCAACAUACUGUGCAACUAUUGGUAUAACAAGUUGCAAAAUAGUGAAUUGAACUCUAACUAUUUUGUUACUUAUGCAUAUACAGUAGAGUCUCACUUAUCCAACAUAAACGGGCUGGCAGAAUGUUGGAUAAGCGAAUAUGUAGGAUAAUAAGGAGGCAUUAAGGAAAAGCCUAUUAAACAUUAAAACAUUAAAAAUUAGGUUAUGAUUUUACAAAUGAAGCACCAAAACAUCAUGUUACACAACAAAUUUGACAGAAAAAGUAGUUCAAUACGCAGUAAUGCUAUGUAGUAAUUACUGUAUUUACGAAUUUAGCACCAAAAGAUCACAAUGUUUUGAAAACAUUGACUACAAAAAUGCCUUGGAUAAUCCAGAACGUUGGAUAAGCGAGUGUUGGAUAAGUGAGACUCUACUGUACUUGCAACAUACUGUGCAACUAUUGGUAUAACAAGUUGCAAAAGAGUGAAUUGAACUCUUAACUAUUUUGCUACUUAUGCAUAUAUGAGUAAAAGCUUAACCCUGCACUAUAUGCUUUAAGCAGUAGAGUAAUUAGAACUCAAACUGUUUUGCUGAAUUGAACUCUAACUAUUGUGUUACUUAUGCAUAUAUGAGUAAAAGCUUAACCCUGCAUUAUAUGCUUUAAGCAGCAGAGUAAUUAAAACUCAAACUGUUUUGUUAUAUGAACACAUACUUGUGAGAAUUUAAUCCUGAAAUAUCUAUUUUAGAAACACUACACUGCUACGUGUCAAUAUUUGGUGGAUAUAUGUGCAUAAUAUUACUGUGACUUAACAGACACAACCUUUGUUUACCUCCUUUAUACUGUAUAGAUAUCUGUGACUUUUUGGAGGGUUACGAAGUCCCACAGGUGUGUCUGUUGAAUUUCCCAGGAAUUAUUGUCUUGUCAUUUUUCUUUCUUUCCCCCAAAAUGGUCCCACCGCCCUGCUUCUGGGCGUCCUCUGUGUGUAUCGAAGCCACAAAACCAACCUUCCCAGCCCUUUGUGGGGCCAGGAGCGUGGCCGGUUUUGCCUCCCCCCUCCCCAUAUAUAUCAUUCUGAAUGUGGCUCAGGGACAGACAGAGACACACACUCUUGUUGGCAUACGAAGUUCAUUGAAGAAUACCCGUCAGCUGUUACAAAAAUUCACAGUACAAUUGUAAAUAAAUAUGUUGAUUACUGAUCAUGAUCAGAUGCGGAUGCC
Anolis carolinensis (green anole) is the source of this 3463-nucleotide messenger RNA. RefSeq names its product leucine rich repeat containing 26 (gene lrrc26). The transcript has 2 exons. The record is from RefSeq and is a predicted model, not a curated record. Bases 554 to 1438 code for a protein of 294 amino acids. Gene Ontology annotation, cellular component: voltage-gated potassium channel complex. Gene Ontology annotation, molecular function: voltage-gated potassium channel activity; potassium channel activator activity; transmembrane transporter binding. NCBI's taxonomy places the organism in Eukaryota, Metazoa, Chordata, Lepidosauria, Squamata, Anolidae.